This is a messenger RNA of Carlito syrichta (Philippine tarsier), 895 nucleotides long. RefSeq names its product glutathione peroxidase 1 (gene GPX1). Gene Ontology annotation, biological process: glutathione metabolic process; hydrogen peroxide catabolic process; response to hydrogen peroxide. Gene Ontology annotation, cellular component: mitochondrion; cytosol. Gene Ontology annotation, molecular function: glutathione peroxidase activity. The transcript has 2 exons. Lineage: Eukaryota; Metazoa; Chordata; Mammalia; Primates; Tarsiidae. The record is from RefSeq and is a predicted model, not a curated record.
ACCCCCUACCACACACACACACACACACCCGAGCUACCCCGUUCUAAAGUUCGCCUUUCUUUGCGGACUCCCACGCCAUGUGUGCUGCUCGGCUAGCGGCUGCGGCUGCCGCCCAGUCCGUGUACGCCUUCUCCGUGCGCCCGCUGGCCGGCGGGGAGCCUGUGAGCCUGGGCUCCCUGCGGGGCAAGGUGUUGCUCAUCGAGAAUGUGGCGUCCCUCUGAGGCACCACUGUCCGGGACUACACCCAGAUGAACGAGCUACAGCAGCGCCUCGGGCCCCGGGGUCUGGUCGUGCUUGGAUUCCCGUGCAACCAGUUUGGGCAUCAGGAGAACGCUAAGAACGAAGAGAUUCUGGAUUCCCUCAAGUACGUCCGACCUGGCUGUGGGUUCGAGCCCAACUUCACACUGUUCGAGAAGUGCGAGGUGAAUGGUGCAGGUGCGCAUCCGCUCUUCACCUUCCUGCGGGAGGCCCUGCCAACGCCUAGCGACGACGCCACUGCACUCAUGACCGACCCCAAGCUCAUCACCUGGUCUCCGGUGUGCCGCAACGAUGUUGCCUGGAACUUUGAGAAGUUCCUGGUGGGCCCUGACGGUGUGCCUGUGCGCAGGUACAGCCGCCGCUUUCCGACCAUCGACAUCGAACCUGACAUCGAAGCCCUGUUGUCCCAGAAACCCAGCUGUGUCUAGGGUGCCCCUUCUACCCUGACUUCCGCCAGUGGCAGCGCUGCUCUCUAUGGGGAUUUCAUCCAUGAUGGUGUUUCCUCUAAAUUUGCAUGGAGAGACACCUGACUUCCCGGAAAAUCCCCCUUGAGAUGGGCGCUGGACCUGCAUCCAGCCUCACCUCUGCCAGACUAAGGCGAAUUUCCCCACUAAUAAAGUGUCAAGUGUAAGCAGAA